Molecule: messenger RNA, 873 nt
Organism: Diaporthe citri
Lineage: Eukaryota; Fungi; Ascomycota; Sordariomycetes; Diaporthales; Diaporthaceae
Exons: 2
Coding region: 1-873 (290 amino acids)
Cellular component (GO): kinetochore; Mis6-Sim4 complex
Source: RefSeq, a predicted model, not a curated record
AUGAGCACAGCAAAUAUGACAUCAGAAGCAGAAAUAGACGAUGAGAUUUCAGAUCUCAAGGCACGAGUGGAAACACUCAGGGGCCAGGUCCGCCUCCAAGCCAGCGUCCUUCUCACAACAAGCCCCGCGCGCCAGGCAAUCACAGCAGACACCAGCGCAAAGGGGCUACAGGAGCGCCUCGAGAAGCAGAUAGCCUACGACCAGCACUGUCUCUACCGCGCCUGCGCCGGCAUCACCACCUUCCGCGUGCGCGACCCGGACCCGAACGCCGUCGACGGCGGCAACGUCCUGGGCGUGCGCAUCGAGGUCAUGACGCGGUCCAAGUUCCUGCGGCCCUACUUCGUGCUGCUGAACCGGCCCUACUCUGGGAAUGAGCAGAGAAAGCGGUUCCUGCGUGUGCACCGCCACACGGCCCCACCGUGCAUCCCGCUCGGUGGCCUGGCGGCGCGGUACCUGCCUGCUCCGAAGCCGGCGAGGACGGGCGGCGAGAACGGGGACGCGGCCCCGGAGAGGCGCCAGGACCUGUCGGGCUUCGUGAGGUGUCUGCGCCGGGACAUUGUGCGGUACCACAACCGCGUGUCCGUCAUCGCGGACCUGCGCAGGGCCGUGGGCCUGGAUGGCAAGCGGAGGGACGCGGAGGAGCUGGCGGAGAGCAGCCCGCUCUUGGCGAUCAGCGCGGCGGACACCGAGGCGAAGCAGGUCCGGGUCGACUGGAAAGACGGCCGAUCGGGGCGGCUCGUCAUUGGCGAUGACGGCGACGUGGUCAAGCUGGUCGUGUUCGGGGACAUGGGCCGCGACCGGGAGGUGACCAGGGAGCUAUUGAGUGAGGGCUCACGACUGGAGGAUGUCGCUCGCAAGCUGGGCUCUGUGUGA